AUGCACUCACACAAGGGAGUUUCAUUAAUCCUCCACAAAAAAGUUUCACCACCGACCUCUCCUUCCUCACCCUCCUCGCCUUUCUCUUCUCACAAAUCUACUUCACUUGUUUGUUAUAAAUCAAGUCAAGAGUACGUCGGUCCUCACGCAGUAUCUCCGGUCGUGGACUACGUGCGUUGGCUAGAUCUAUGCGAGUCGUCUGAUGAGUCCGCUGAAAUCUUUGCGAUAUUUCCUCACAAAGUUAUAUUGAGAAUUUUCCAAGAACUGGAUUUUACCGAUAUUGUCUCAUUUUCUAUGGUCAGCAGAAGAUGCAUGACUCACACUCUGGACCCUUCGUUCUGGCAUUCCAUCCUAAAACGAGAUUGGAAAGACUGGCGAGGAUAUUCGGAGGUAUUGAAACAAUAUAAUAUUGCUCCGAUAUGGAACGGGAAUAUCAAAUCCACCGAGGAAGAUACUUUGGCUUUAAAACAUGCCUACUUGACAUUAGCCACAUGUAAACUCCCACUAGCCGAACGAAGAGAUUAUCUGGAUUCAACGGGUAGUUGGUGGGCAAAAGAUGAAUUCAAGUUGGUCAACUCAAAAGAAAGUGAAUUUGGUAAAGUCAUCAAACAGAAAACAAAAUUAUUCCAGUGCUCAGUGUCAUUGAAAUAUCCCCCGAAGGGCUGGUAUGACGUUGUGUGGCGAAUGAAAAUUGAUAAACUCGUGGGCGAACCAGAGUUUGGAUUUAAUACUACGGUCGAAACGAUGGACAUUCGAAACAAAAAUCCUUCCAACGAUCGCUAUAGCUAUGUCGCUACGAAACAAGAUUUCGCACAGGUGAUCGGAAAGGGAUGGUUCUAUUUCGUACUUCCUUACGCAGUACUUGUGGAGCCCUACAAGACCGUGCGUAACCUGAAGGAAAUGAAGUUACGUAAGGCGAUGAAAAUUAAUUUUGAGUUCACGACCUUUAAUAAAAAUGCGCAGUGGGAUUUUGGUUCAGGACACGGAUUUACAAUCGAUUACGUAGCCAUAAGGCCUCAUAUCCAUUAUAACAUACCACGCGCAAAUCGAUAUUCAUCGGGUAGCAACUCUUCACAUAGUAGCUCGGACUCAGGUAUUGCAUGGAAAUCUGCGAGGAUGAUACAGAGAAGAGCAAGUGUGAUUUUAGGACCAAGAUGGUCUGCCAAAUUGCUUGAUUAG
This is a messenger RNA of Acaulospora morrowiae, 1179 nucleotides long. NCBI's taxonomy places the organism in Eukaryota, Fungi, Glomeromycota, Glomeromycetes, Diversisporales, Acaulosporaceae. The record is from the annotation of a GenBank genome assembly.